UCAAUCUAGCAUCAUGACGAUCAUUGAAACAUUUCCUGACGACUUUAGUAUUGAUACUAUUAUUAUGAUGUAUCCUAGCCUAGGGCUGAGCGGUAUAAAACAGGGAGGGCAGAACAAUUUCGGCUAUUAUUAAAAAAAUAGCAGCUAACUCUGCUAGCAUCGGAACAGUAGCUGAUCGUGAAGAUGGCCAAGGAGUUAUCUCUAAAGGACAUUAACAACGCCAAGGGAGAGUUUGUGCGAGUGGCGACAUCGUUUCACAAUUUCAUUCGUGCUGAUCCUCAGGCUGAGUUUCCUGCCGAGGCGGGACGUUAUCACCUGUACCUUUCCUUGGCCUGCCCAUGGGCGUCCAGAACAUACUUUCUUUUGAAAGCCAAAGGCCUGGAGAAGGUGAUCAGCAAGAGUGUGGUCCACUGGAGAAUGUCUGGAGACCGGGGCUGGGAAUUUAUUCCUGGAAAGUACCGCUGUGAUGCGGACACUGUGUUGGGAAAAGAGACGAUGCGAGAAAUUUAUCAAACGUCUGAUCCCGGGUACUCGGGUCGCGUGACCGUCCCUGUGUUGUUUGAUAAGAAGACGAAGAAGAUCGUCAACAACGAAUCGUCCGAGAUCAUCCGCAUGCUAAACACGGAGUUUAAUGAGUUUUGUGAGACGAGCGAGCAGAGAAAGCUGGAUCUGUACCCCGAAGAGCUGCGCAGCACCAUUGAGAAAUGGAACGAUUUCUGCUAUCCAAACGUGAACAACGGAGUGUACAAGAGUGGGUUUGCCACGUCUCAAGAAGCAUACGAUGCAGCAGUGGCACAGCUGUUUGAUGCGUUGGACACACUGGAGGACCACUUGAGUAAGAACAGAUACUUGGCUGGCAGUACGUUUACGGAGGCCGACAUUCGUCUGUUUGUCACGCUCGUGCGCUUCGAUAUGGUCUACGUGGGUCACUUCAAAUGCAACAAGCGUCGCAUUGUCGAUUAUCCAAACCUUUGGGCAUACACACGUGAGCUGUAUCAAAUGCCUGGCGUGGACGAGACGGUGGAUCGGUUUCACAUCGAGCAUCACUAUCAGGAGUCGCAUCCUUCCGUCAACCCACACGGAAUUGUGGCCAUUGGCCCACAGCUAGACUUCACAAUCUCGCAUGGACGCGAUGCCCAGUCAUGAUCAGCGUAAUGCCGCUGCAUGUAAUGACUGAUAAAGGAGCCUCCACGAGUAAGAAAGAAAUGCGAACAGUUGGAAGACAGAUCGGUAGAGAAGUUGCCAGCACCAUGCCAAAAUAGUACUUGGAAACCUCUGUUCAGCUAACAUCCGAUUUUCUUGUGAUUAUGCCGCUUGUUCCAUGUUGGUCUUUCACGUUGAUUUUGGUGCUUAAGAUGCUAAGCCUCUAUCCAACUAACCAGGCUUACAGUUUUAUUGUGGAGGCAUACCUGGUGAUAGUUAGGAUGGUCAUGUUGAUGCGCUUCACUCCGGCAUAUCCUGGGUUUAUGGACAUGUUUAAUUCAUUAGACAUUCACGUACUGCACAGGACUUUGUGUUUGUACUAGUACAGUACUAGUAGUAGUAGUAGUAGUAGUACAGCGUUCAUACACGUACACGUAGGUUCACAGCCAUAGUACACGUUGAGUUCCAGAUUGAAAUCAAAUAUGCUGAUCACCUUCUCCUAUUGCUGUUCAUUGUGGUGACGCCGUAGUGUGAUGUACUAUCAUCGCUAAGUAAGGGGUUCCUUUUCUUGAUUCAAGACCACUGGA
Messenger RNA from Sycon ciliatum, 1730 nucleotides. Its product is annotated as glutathionyl-hydroquinone reductase YqjG-like. Lineage: Eukaryota; Metazoa; Porifera; Calcarea; Leucosolenida; Sycettidae. Gene Ontology annotation, cellular component: cytoplasm. The transcript has a single exon. The record is from RefSeq and is a predicted model, not a curated record. Bases 184 to 1146 code for a protein of 320 amino acids. Gene Ontology annotation, molecular function: glutathione transferase activity.